Messenger RNA from Ostertagia ostertagi, 507 nucleotides. The record is from the annotation of a GenBank genome assembly. NCBI's taxonomy places the organism in Eukaryota, Metazoa, Nematoda, Chromadorea, Rhabditida, Trichostrongylidae.
AUGACUUACGCUCACGCAAACCACCCAUGCUGGGAAUCCUUCCACGAACCUGAAUCCUUCUCCCGCCGCACUGCGGUACAGCAGGACGAAAAAAUUCGACGCAUCAGAGAAUCUGUGAAAAAUUGGGAAGAGAAGUACGAGAAGCGGUUGUCCGAAUUGGAGUCUUCUAUGCUCCGAUUUGCGGAGCGAUGUCAAAGCAACAAGGCAGAAUUGAAUGAUCAGAUCAACCGCGUAGAGGAAAUGUCUGAGGCAAACAUGGCUAUAAGGCAAAGAAUUGAGAAGAAGCUUGUAGUCCACGGACCCACAUUACAAUCCGAGAGCCUCACAAUGACUCUGAAUCUUGUUCGUGGAAUUCUCUACUACACAGCUCAGAUACGCGAUGCCUUGUGGUAUCCAAGAACGCCUGCCAGGUCUAAAAAUGUCGCCGCCACGUCUUCUGCUUCAGAAGAAUCGCUCGCCGAUGAUGACAGAGAAAGUGAUGAUUACAAGGAGAAAGCUUCUAAUUAA